This is a messenger RNA of Odontomachus brunneus, 2742 nucleotides long. RefSeq names its product lymphocyte cytosolic protein 2-like. Lineage: Eukaryota; Metazoa; Arthropoda; Insecta; Hymenoptera; Formicidae. The transcript has 9 exons. Gene Ontology annotation, biological process: intracellular signal transduction; cell surface receptor protein tyrosine kinase signaling pathway. The record is from RefSeq and is a predicted model, not a curated record. The coding region runs from base 106 to 1881 and encodes 591 amino acids.
GAAUGCCUGUCAGACGGCCGGGCAGAGCAAAAAGCUGAUACAGAUGCCGUCGGGCGGCGAACGUGCACGUGCGACGCUUUUUUUUUUUCGUGCACGGCGGGCGCAAUGUCCAAGGAGUUGUCACGGAACUUGGCCCUCAACGAUAUCUCCGUCUGGGACACGGAAGAGGUGCUGAGAUUACUGCGGAAUAACGGCUUGGAGGAAUGUUGCAAGGCGGUUGAGAAGCGGCAGAUAGACGGCGAUGAGUUGCUACACUUGACGGAUGGAAAGCUGGCUCUCUGGAAGAAUGACCUCACGCGUCUACUGAUAGGGAAAUUAUGGACGUUCGUUCAGGAACUGAACAAGACACCGGAAAAAUAUCUGCCGGACAAGACCGCGGACGUUCAACAGAACGAUUAUCACUCGAACGACAGCGAUUCUUGGGACACCGACUUCGAGGACGAGAUGCCUGAGGAGAACUCCCGCGUCGAGAAUACGCAGCAGGAAGACGUGAAACCGAACCUGGUCAAAAGCAGGCAAGCGCUUCUACUGAACAACAUUGCCCGAAUAGCGAUGCGUUCGCCGUCGCUGAAGAACGCAGUGGAGCAAGAGGAGACCUACGCCAACUUCGAACCUUGUCAGGACGACGAGGAAAAUAUGUACCAGAAUUUGCAGGAGGCGAAACCGCCGCCUCCGAGGAACAUAUCGAGACUGUACAAUGAAAUGCAGAAGAUUUUGACUAUGAAGGAAAACUCGAAGGAAUCGGAACAUAGGAAUGAGAUGGAGAAGAAGCCGAUGAUUGGCCUGAAGUCGGAGACGUUGCCGGCGGGGAAGCCAAUGAUCGGCCCGAAACCGGAGACGAAGAAGAUAGCAGUGGUAUUUCCCGACAGGAAGUUUCCGCAGAAGUCUUUUCUACAUAAUCCGCCGAAGAUAAAUCAAUGUGUUCCUAGAGAGAUAACAAGGAGAAUGGCUGUGCCGCCUCCGCCGGAACCCAAGAAGAACAAGGACUACACGUCCGUGGAGAUAAAGAAGUCGGAGAAGAUAUUACCAAAACCGCCGACUACCAUAAGAUAUUUUGAUCUCGUAGAAAAUUUGCCGGCGCAGACGGUGGAAAGCGAAGACGAAGACGAGUAUGAGACUUUCGCAGACAACGUUAACGAGCAGCCGCUGAAAAAGGAGAUCACGAGGGUCGACAGCAAACUGUCGUUACACAGUGGUCGUCAGGGGUCGGUCGAGAGCGUUUACAAGCCGCCAAGUGCCACGAGCCACGAAGAAGAGGAGGAAGAAUACAUUUACGAGUGCAUUACAGAAAUGCCGGAGGAUAAUGGCUAUCUGAGCCCGAUUCAAAGGACAAAAAAUAUGCAGUUACCACCACCGUUACCCGUCAAACUACUCACUCCGCCGCUCACUCCGCCUUCGAGGAUCAAGUCGGAGAAACUCAAAGAGCGAUCACCGGAGAAGAAGUCAGCUACAUUACCUCAUUCCGGCAGCAAUGUCUCGUUGCCAAACGACAGAGCUACGCGACCGCUACCACCUCCACCGGAAAGACAAUCUUAUGUAGAUAAGCCCUGGUUUCACAAUGUCACAAGAGAGCAGGCGAAUAUUCUCAUUAAAGAGCAUUUUUAUAAUAACCCACCGGAUGGAUAUUUUCUUAUGAGACCGUCCACGACGAACGUCGGCAAUCCUUUAGCCUUGGUCUUUUGGUACAAGGACCGAAUUUACAAUGUUCCAGUUAGGAAGAGGAAUGAUAAUAGGUACGCUCUGGGCUCCCCAAAAGUAAACGAGCAAUCUUUCUCAACGAUCGAGGAAAUCGUGACAUUUUAUAUGAAAGAAGAACUGGUACUAUAUACCAGCGGUAUGCAGACAGGAAGCACAAAAUUGACUGACACUCCACCAAAGUGAUUUUAGUCCGCUAUAUAGGCUAUAAGUAUAAGUAAGAUUUUCAUUGACAAUCUCGUUGCACAUAAAAUUCAAACGCGAUAUAUAAGCACUGCUGAGCAAAUUCUUAUUGGAUUCACGACGAGAUAAAUAUCUCAAACUAGUUGCCUGACGAAUAAACAUUUAAGCGGUGCCUUCGUUACGCGAAGAAUUGAGAUGAUGCUACCUUAAAGACGAGUUUAGUUCAGUCUACUUGUCUAUAAUUUGGAUUGAUAAUUACGCGUGCCUUCGGUGAUAAUGACACAAGCUCGACUAUUGAGCGACGGAUCUCUCUUUUAUUUCGCGAAAUAUAUAUAUAAUAUAUUUAAUAUAUAUGUCAACACAUCUCUUAUACUAACAUAGAAUAUAUAUUUAUGGCUCACUUAGGGCUAGUUGUUCCACUUCUUGAUAAAUUUACUGAUGGUUAAAUCAUAUAUCUAUCUUUGUCUCAAUUGAAGGAAAAACAAAGACAGACUUUAACUAUCAGUUAACUUACCAAGAAGUUGGAACAAUUGGCCCUCAUAUGCGUGUCUAAGGGAAUAAUUUUAUAUGACAUAUUUGAAUAUUAAAUAUAAAUAUCGUAUUCGUUAUUUUAUCAGUAUUUUUUAUAUUUUGAUACGCGUUGAACGUAAAGGUGUGUAGUUAAUCUACGAUAUUGAAAUGACUUAUGUCGAUCAAUUCGCCUGUAUACAUGGGUUAUCUCUGUUCUCUCUCAGAAUGUCGUUUUUAUAAGUGGCCUUUGGAACUAGAGUUCUUUGACAACAUUAAGAAGAAGAAAAACCUCGUUUUUGAGAGAUCAAUAUGAUGUGACAUGUAUCAAGACUUGAUUAAAUUUUUCAUAAGACA